GCUGUUCCUGUUCUUCUAUCUUUGCGAGGACCAAGUUUGAGUUUAAUAACUUUUUACGUCCUGAGAACACGUUGGAGUUUUUUUGUGGAAAGUAAGGAUGUUUUAAUAGGAGAGGACAUAUUUGGGAAUGUUUACACAGUGACCUCAGUUUUGGUAAACAGAAAUUUUGGAAGUUUGGAACACUUUUUUAAAAGUGAACAAAUUUUGCAAAUGAUAUUUUUGAUCAGACCUGAAGCUCAGUUUGGAUAUUACAACAAAACUUUGGAUUUGUGGUUUUUCAUCUGGCUGCAGAAAAAACCAUCAGUGGACUUCAACAGAUUUUGGACUCUAUUUUUAUUUCUGAGGAUCCAGUAAAUUACAUUUUUGAUCCUUUUGUGUCUGAACUUGUGGAUAUUCUGAUUUUAUUUAAUAUUUUUUUGGAUCUGAACUCUCUGGAGUCCAGUGUUCAGUCUAAGGUGGGGUAAUUUCAGGGUUUUGGUCCUCUGAGUGACAGUGUUGGUGCAGUUUUUCGUCUGAAUGCCCCAGGAUUACCCUCAGGCUGCAGUUCCUCACCCGGCCUGCAGGGCAGCAGCAGAGAGCAGCGGCUGGCAGCUGGACAGGCGAAGUGUUGGCAUGAGUGACUUCUGGCACAAGAUGGGCUGCUGCGUGGUGGCUAAACCUCCGCCGAAGAAGAAGAGGAGGAAGAUUGAUCGCAGUAUGAUUGGAGAGCCGACAAACUUCAUCCACCUCACACACAUCGGCUCCGGAGAGAUGGCCGAUGGCCUGCAGCCGUCGGGGUCGGUUCAGGAGCAGAUGAGGUCCAAAGGGCCUAACAUGAACGGCAGGAACAGUCUGUUAUAGCUGGAGUAACUGAAAUCAGCCCAGACCUUCUGACCAACCUCCUCUCUCCUCUGAACCUCUGAAUCUUCUGUCCUGUAUCUGACCCCUGACCAGAGGCUUCCACACCCCUCCUGCCCUGCUGAAGUGUCCUUGAGCAAAGCUCUGCCCCUCUGCUAGCUGCAGGGGGGGGAGGGGGUCCUGUCUAGACCUGAAAAAAUCUCAGACGGAUCCCCCCUGGAGGAUGAUCACUUUAAACGAAGAAAGGAGGCUUUUGCCUCUUUUCAUCGAAGAAACAGAAGAAUUUUUUUUUUUUUUAUGAAUCAGGAUUUAGAAUCAGGGGCCGCUGUUAAAAAUUGUCCAAAAAUGAGCCACAUCUCAGGUCCAGUAAACCACCAAGGACUACAUCCCCCAGAAUCCUUUUCUAUUCAGGAUAUCUGCGAAAUGACAGAAUGUCUGUAUUUUAAGAAAUAAAAACUGGCUCCAAAGUGUU
Seriola aureovittata is the source of this 1309-nucleotide messenger RNA. It is a transcript of the gene cdc42se1, whose product is annotated as CDC42 small effector 1. Lineage: Eukaryota; Metazoa; Chordata; Actinopteri; Carangiformes; Carangidae. Gene Ontology annotation, biological process: regulation of Rho protein signal transduction. The record is from RefSeq and is a predicted model, not a curated record. The transcript has 5 exons. Gene Ontology annotation, cellular component: plasma membrane. Bases 517 to 840 code for a protein of 107 amino acids. Gene Ontology annotation, molecular function: small GTPase binding.